Messenger RNA from Rotaria sp. Silwood2, 495 nucleotides. The record is from the annotation of a GenBank genome assembly. NCBI's taxonomy places the organism in Eukaryota, Metazoa, Rotifera, Eurotatoria, Philodinida, Philodinidae.
AUGAAAACAUUAAGAACUGCGUUUCUAAAAGAUGGAACAAUAACAGCAGCAAAUGCAUCAAAAAUUAAUGAUGGUGCAGCUGCUUGUCUUUUAAUGACAACACGUCAAGCUGCUGAUGAACUUGGUUGUAAACCAUUAGCACGAAUCAUUGCUUUUGCGGAUGCUGCAACUGCUCCCGUUGAUUUCAGUAUAGCACCUGCUUUAGCUAUUUCAAAGCUUUUGAAACUUGCAAAAGUUGAUAAAAAUGAUAUUGCUUUAUGGAAAUUUAAUGAAGCAUUUAGUGCUGUUGCAUUAGCUAAUGCAAAAUUACUUGGUCUUAGUCUUGAUAAAAUGAAUGUACAUGGUGGUGCUGUUGCACUUGGACAUCCAAUUGGAAUGUCUGGUGCAAGAAUUGUCGUACAUUUAUGUCAUAGUCUAAAAACAGGUGAAAAAGGUGUUGCUGCUAUAUGUAAUGGUGGUGGUGGAGCAUCAAGUAUUUUGAUUGAAAAGCUUUAA